Molecule: messenger RNA, 1958 nt
Organism: Glycine soja
Lineage: Eukaryota; Viridiplantae; Streptophyta; Magnoliopsida; Fabales; Fabaceae
Exons: 2
Coding region: 288-1817 (509 amino acids)
Source: RefSeq, a predicted model, not a curated record
AGGCAGGUUCGGUUCACUAUCAAUGCAGGCUUUAGUUUUAACCUACGGACCGCUGUAGUGAGACGCUUCAUCACGCUUCUGCUUCUUUCAUUUCUCUCUUAGUUUCCUUUUCAUACUCACCGCCUCACCAAUACAUAGUUUUUUUUUCUUUUAUUGAGAAAAAGAAAAGUCUAGAGUACAAUUCAAUGGUAUGGAUGACACCAUGGAGAAGAGCACCACCAUCUUAGCCAUUGCUGCUUCCCAGAGAAGCAAAACUCAUCAUCAAGCUGAUGAGGUAGUUCAAUCCAAUGGGUGGUUCACUUCUCACGUGUUGUUUGUCGAUGGAGAAUCAUCAUCAUCAUCACCCAUCAACACUCUUGUCCAUGGAUUCAAGUGCUCCUCCUUCUUCUCAUCAGGAUCUGGAUCUGCAUAUGAAUGGCAAAGUCACACUCUCAUGUCCACCUGAUAUCAAUUUGCCCCUCUCCGCGGAGCGCAGUCCGCCUCCACAGCCAUGGAAUCAAGACCCUUCUGAUACCGUGUUGGAUGUUGGUCUUGGUGGUACUCAAGGACUUGACACCCAGAGUUUCGUCCAACUCCCAAAAGUUGGAAGGAAAUGCGCCAAGCGUCUUGAUAGCAUUUGGGGUGCUUGGUUUUUCUUCAGAUUCUACUUUAAGCCGGCGUUGGUUGAGAAGUCUAAGGCCAAGGUUGUUAGGGACAGCAAUGGUGUUUUGGGGUUUGAUAAAUCCGAUAUCAAGCUUGAUGUUUUCUUGGUUCAACAUGACAUGGAAAACAUGUACAUGUGGGUUUUCAAGGAGAAGCCGGACAAUGCUUUGGGUAAGAUGCAACUGAGGAGUUACAUGAAUGGGCAUUCCCGCCAAGGGGAGCGCCCAUUUCCGUUUAGUGCCCUCCGGGGUUUUGUUCGAUCCCACCGGAUGCAACGGAAGCAUUACAGGGGACUUUCAAAUCCUCAAUGUGUGCAUGGCAUCGAGGUUGUUCCAUCGCCCAAUCUUAUGAGUCUUGAUAAGGAUGAGCGGAGAAAGUGGAUUGAACUCACUGGACGAGAUUUGAACUUCACAAUCCCACCUGAAGCAAGUGACUUCAGUUCAUGGAGGAAUCUUCCCAACAGAGAAUUUGAGCUCGAGAGACCACUUCCCCUGAUCAAGAGCACUCUGAAUCCACACCCAAAGAAGCUGCUUAAUGGAUCUGUGUUGAAUUUAUCAACUCAUCUGCCUAGCCUCAGUAAUGGUAAUGGGACUGUCCUGUCUUCUAUUAGCAGCAAGAAAAGGAAGGACUUUUUUCUUUAUGGGAAAGAUGAAGAAUGUUGUUUGGCUAUUAAUCCUCCAUCUGAUCGGAGUCCAGAUUUGGUAAUGCACCCAAGUGAAUCACACUGGUUGAAUGACUUCAGAGGGGUGAUGAAGAAUGUUUGUGGACCAUUUACAGCUGCAAAAACUGUUUAUGAGGACGAACAAGGUUUCUUGAUCAUUAUCAGUCUGCCAUUCGUGGAUCUUCCUAGUGUGAAAGUUUCAUGGAGGAACACUGUUACUCAUGGUAUCAUAAAGGUUUCUUGUGUGAGCAUAUCUUGCAAGCCAUUUAUUAAAAGAAACGAUAGGACAUUCAAGCUUUCAGAGCCAUCGUCAGAGCACUGCCCUCCUGGUGAGUUUGUUCGUGAAAUCCCACUUUCAACUCGAAUUCCUGAAGAUGCCAAUAUAGAAGCGUACUACGAUGGGCCAGGAUCUGUGCUUGAGAUAAUGGUGCCAAAACUUCUUCCAGGAGCAGAAGAGCAUGAAGUUUGUGUUUGCCUUCGGCCUAAUGUGGGGAAUGAACUCAUGUUGAAUUGAGAUAGACAUUAGUUAGGCACUUUUGAAAAAUAUAUGGGUAUGAUUGCCAGCAUGGUCGGUUAAUCAUUUGUUUUAGUGACUUUGUACCAUACUGUGUUUUCUAUAAUACAAAUGCAUUGUGUUAACAAUUUUUUGCACUAA